This is a messenger RNA of Cannabis sativa, 1640 nucleotides long. Its product is annotated as isocitrate dehydrogenase [NADP]. Gene Ontology annotation, cellular component: mitochondrion. Gene Ontology annotation, molecular function: isocitrate dehydrogenase (NADP+) activity; NAD binding; magnesium ion binding. Bases 86 to 1531 code for a protein of 481 amino acids. The record is from RefSeq and is a predicted model, not a curated record. Gene Ontology annotation, biological process: isocitrate metabolic process. Lineage: Eukaryota; Viridiplantae; Streptophyta; Magnoliopsida; Rosales; Cannabaceae. The transcript is spliced from 15 exons.
CUAAAGCUGAACAGCCUAAACGAAAGUGCCCACUAACUAAACCAAAGGGUCCCCGUAACGUACGGACAACACACUAUAAGCUCAAAUGCUUAGAGCCAAACUCCGAUUAUCUGCCAUUGCUGGCGCCACCAUGAUUUCUUCUUCUUCUUCUUCUAAAACCCUCGCAAACCCUAUCUUUUUCUCCACUUCAACCUCACCGCUCUUCAAUGGACUCUCUCUGCCCAACCGUGUUACUUUCUCCGCCAGUUUUGCUCCCGCUUCGCUUCGAUGUUACGCUUCCUCGUCGGGAAAUGAUCGAAUUCAAGUCCAGAAUCCUAUUGUUGAAAUGGACGGUGAUGAGAUGACGAGAAUUAUAUGGACAAUGAUAAAAGACAAACUUAUAUUUCCUUAUCUAGAUUUGGAUAUAAAAUACUAUGAUUUAGGAGUAUUGAACCGUGAUGCUACUGAUGACAGAGUUACAGUGGAGAGUGCUGAAGCUACUCUUAAAUACAACGUUGCUGUGAAAUGUGCUACGAUAACACCUGAUGAAACCAGAGUCAAGGAAUUUGGGCUAAAAUCAAUGUGGAGGAGUCCCAAUGGCACGAUUAGAAACAUCUUAAAUGGUACUGUUUUUCGUGAACCAAUCCUCUGUAAGAACAUUCCAAGAAUUGUUCCUGGUUGGAAGAAAGCCAUAUGUAUUGGUAGGCAUGCCUUUGGUGAUCAGUAUCGUGCCACUGAUGCAGUCAUUGAAGGACCAGGAAAGCUUAAAAUGGUAUUUGUUCCCGAUGAUGGGGGUGCACCAGUGGAACUUGAUGUCUAUAAUUUCAAAGGUCCAGGGAUAGCGCUUGCCAUGUAUAAUGUGGAUGAGUCUAUUCGAGCUUUUGCCGAGUCAUCUAUGUCCUAUGCAUUUGCAAAGAAGUGGCCUUUAUACUUGAGCACCAAAAAUACAAUUCUCAAAAAAUAUGACGGCAGGUUUAAGGACAUAUUCCAGGAGGUAUACGAAGAGAACUGGAAGCAUAAGUUUGAAGAGCAUUCGAUAUGGUAUGAGCACCGGCUAAUUGAUGACAUGGUGGCUUAUGCACUUAAAAGUGAAGGUGGAUAUGUUUGGGCAUGUAAAAAUUAUGAUGGUGAUGUACAGAGUGAUCUACUUGCACAAGGAUUUGGCUCUCUGGGCCUCAUGACUUCUGUACUGUUAUCCUCUGACGGUAAGACAUUAGAAGCUGAGGCAGCUCAUGGGACUGUCACUCGGCAUUUCCGGCUACAUCAGAAGGGACAAGAAACCAGUACAAAUAGUAUUGCUUCAAUAUUUGCCUGGACACGAGGACUACAGCAUAGGGCCAAAUUAGAUAACAAUGACAGAUUGCUGGAUUUUGCUCACAAGUUGGAGGCUUCCUGCAUUGACACUGUGGAAGCAGGGAAAAUGACCAAGGAUCUUGCCAUUUUGACCCAUGGACCCAAAGUAACCAGGGAGUUUUACUUGAACACUGAAGAAUUUAUCGAUGCAGUAGCCCAGAAUCUUGUAGCAAAACUUAAAGAACCUGCAGUAGUCUGAGUAGUAUCUUUUUGAGGAAUUAUGAUUCAUGUCAUAAUAAUUGGACUUUGGUUGCAUAAAGGUGGUUCAUUUUUAGAGUUUUUAAUUUCAUAAACAAAUUUGCUCGGCA